AUGGCGGGGGCCCGGACAGCCGUGCUACCGCUGCUCAUGCAGCUCGGGAGCCUGGCGCUGGCCGCGUGCGGUGGAGAGGUCUCCAGAGAGCACCCUAGGCUUGCUGACAUUCUUGCCGAUCAGCAGCAGGCACCCUCGCACUCCUUGGUUCCUGCUGAGGCCCACCAACAGCAGCGGUGCCCCCUGGAAGAGAGGCUGGAACGGCUGGAGUCCGAGGUGACAGACCUCAGAAAGCAGAACAGGGACUUGCAAGCCAGGCUGUUGCGGAUGGAGUCUUGUGGGUGCUGCUCAACUUCCCCCCAGUGCUGGGGGCUGGCACGCACCUGUCCUGAGGGAGCUCGCUGGGAGCCUGAUGCCUGUAUGGCCUGCGUGUGCCGUGAUGGGACCGCACACUGUGGCCCCCAGCCCAACGUGCCCCACUGCCAUGGCUGCAAUCACAAUGGCCAGUCUUAUGGUCAUGGGGAGACCUUCUCCCCAGAUUCCUGCACCACUUGCCGCUGUCUGGCAGGAACUGUGCAGUGCCAGGGGCCUUCAUGCUCUGAGCUCCACUGUCUGGAGAGCUUCACCCCACCUGGAGAAUGCUGCCCCAUCUGCCGGCCAGGCUGUGAGUAUGAAGGGCAGCUUCAUGAAGAAGGGGCCAGCUUCUUGUCCAGUUCCAACCCGUGCCUCCAAUGUUCCUGCCUGAGGAGCCUGGUUCAAUGUGUGCCUGUGAAGUGCCCGCCAAGCCCUUGCCCUGAGCCAGUCCCGAGGCCUGGCCACUGUUGCCUAGUCUGCCAAGCCCCAGGCUGCACAGAAGGUAACUCUCACAGGAACCAUGGCCAAGAGUGGACCACUCCUGGAGACCCCUGCCGGAUCUGCCAGUGCCUGGAGGGCCACAUCCAGUGCCGCCAGCGGGAGUGUGCCAGCCUGUGUCCAUAUCCUGCCAGGCCCCUUCCUGGCACCUGCUGCCCAGUGUGUGAUGGCUGUUUCCUAAAUGGACGGGAGCACAGCAGUGGGGAGCCUGUGAGUUCCCAGGACCCCUGCUCCAGCUGCCGCUGUGCUAAUGGGAGUGUCCAGUGUGAGCCUCUGCCUUGCCCACCUGCACCCUGCAGAUAUCCGGGCAGGAUCCCUGGGCAAUGCUGCCCUGUCUGUGAUGGCUGUAAAUACCAGGGACAUGAAUAUCGGAGCCAGGAGACCUUUACCCUCCAAGAGAAUGGCCGCUGCCUUCGAUGCCUCUGCCAGGCGGGUGAAGUAUCCUGUGAAGAACAGGACUGCCCUGUUGCCCCCUGUGCCUGGUCUGCCUCUGGCCCCCAGCUCUGCUCAGCCUGUGUGCUCAAUGGUGAAGAGUUUGCAGAAGGGAUCCAGUGGGAGCCGGAUGGACAGCCGUGUACUGCCUGUUCCUGCCAAGAUGGAGUGCCUAUAUGCAGGGCUGUGCUUUGCUCGCCAGUACCCUGCCAGCACCCUACCCAGCCACCUGGUGCCUGCUGCCCCAGCUGUGAGAGCUGCACCUACCAUGGUCUGGUGUAUGCCAAUGGGCAGAACUUCACAGAUGUGGACAGCCCUUGUCACUCCUGCCGCUGUGAGGAUGGGACUGUGAGGUGUUCGUUGAUCAACUGUCCUUCCACAACCUGUGCCAAGCCCCAGAAUGGACCAGGCCAGUGCUGCCCCAAAUGUCCAGACUGCAUCUUGGAGACCCAGGUGUUUUUGGAUGGGGAGCGCUUUCCUCAUCCAAGAGACCCCUGUAAGGAGUGUCAGUGUCAGGAAGGCCAAGCUCACUGCCAGCCUCGUGCCUGCCCCAGCGCCCCCUGUGCUCACCCCCUGCCCAGCGCCUGCUGCAGGACUGACUGCAAAGGCUGUGCCUUUGGAGGGAAAGAGUACCCCAAUGGAGCUGACUUCCCACAUCCUACUGACCCGUGUCGCUUGUGUCGCUGUCUGACCGGCAACAUACAGUGCCUGGCGCGUCGCUGUCCACCUCUGUCCUGUCUGAAGCCAGUCCUGCCUCCUGGAGACUGCUGCCUGCAGUGCCGAGAUGCCCCCGCUGACUGCCCACGGUCAGAGGAUAUGGUCCCCGCCCGCCACCAGGAGCACUUUUUCCCAUCGGGAGACCCCUGCAGCCGCUGCCUCUGCCUGGACGGCUCCGUGUCCUGCCAGCGAUUGCCUUGUCCUCCUGUGCCCUGCGCCCACCCGCGCCAGGGUCCCUGCUGCCCCUCCUGCGACGGCUGCCUGUAUCAGGGGAAGGAGUUUGCCAGUGGGGAACGCUUCCCAGCACCAAGCCUCCCGUGCCUCGUGUGCCUUUGCUGGGAGGGCAACGUCAACUGUGAGCCCAAAGCUUGUGCCCCUGCACAGUGUCCCUUUCCCGCCAGGGAAGACUGCUGCCCUGCCUGUGAUAACUGUGAGUAUCUGGGGGUACCCUACCUGAGCAGCCAGGAGUUCCCAGAUCCCCGGGAACCCUGCAACCUGUGCACCUGCCUUGGAGGCUUUGUGACUUGCACCCGCCAGCUUUGUGAGCGCCCAGCCUGCAGCCAUCCACGUAUCCUACCUGAGCACUGCUGUCCAACCUGCCAGGGUAGGAGGGCACCUGCCUCAUCCCCAGGGCCUAGGUGGGGUUGCGGUAUGUGUGCAGAAGACCAGAUCUCAGACUCAAAGCUUACACAUCUGUCUGUCUGGGACACAGGCUGCCUCGCUCAUGGGGAGGAGCACCCCGAAGGUAGUAGCUGGGUGCCUGCCAGCAGCCCCUGUUCCUCCUGCAUGUGUCACAUGGGCAUCGUCACUUGUGCCCAAAUCCAGUGUGUCAGCGCCUGCAUCUGGCCCCAGCAGGGGCCCAGUGACUGCUGCCCACGGUGCUCUGGCUGUGAGCAUGCGGGCAGAAAGUAUGAGCCUGGGGAGAGCUUCCAGCCUGGAACAGACCCAUGUGAAGUGUGCAUCUGUGAGCUGCAGCCUGAGAGGCCUCCCAGCCUUCACUGUCACCGGCGGCAGUGUCCCAGUCUGGUGGGCUGCCCACCAAGCCAGCUUCUACCCCCUGGUCCCCAGCACUGCUGUCCCACCUGUGCCCAGGCACUGAGUAACUGCACAGAGGAUCUGCUGGGGUCUGAGCUGGUGCCACCGGACCCCUGCUACACAUGCCAGUGUCAGGAUCUGACAUGGCUCUGUACUCACCGGACCUGUCCUGAGCUCAGCUGUCCCCCGUGGGAGCGCCACACACCCCCUGGCAGCUGCUGCCCCUUGUGUAAGGCUUCUACCCAGCCGUGCAUGCAUCAGGGUCGCCAGAUGGCCUCUGGGGAACACUGGGUAGUGGACGCCUGCACCAGCUGCUCCUGCUUGGCUGGUACUGUGCACUGUCAGAGCCAGCGCUGCAGGAAGCUCGCAUGUGGCCGGGACGAAGUCCCUGCCCUGAGUCCCGGCAGCUGCUGUCCCCGCUGUUUGCCCCGGCCAGCUUCCUGCAUGGCCUUCGGAGACCCCCAUUACCGCACCUUCGAUGGCCGCCUGCUGCACUUCCAGGGCAGCUGCAGCUACGUGCUGGCCAAGGACUGCCAGGGCGAGGACUUCAGUGUGCACGUGACUAAUGAUGACCGGGGCCGGAGGGGUGUGGCCUGGACCCAAGAGGUAGCAGUGCUACUGGGAACCUUGGCUGUGAAGUUGCUGCAGGGCAGGACAGUCAUGGUGAACCAGCACACGGUGGCCUUGCCCUUCCUUCAGGAGCCACUGCUGUACAUUGAGCUUCGUGGUCACACUGUGAUCCUGCAUGCCCAGCCUGGGCUUCAGGUGCUGUGGGAUGGGCAGUCUCAGGUGGAGGUGAGAGUUCCCAGCUCCUAUCGAGGCCAGACUUGUGGUCUGUGUGGGAACUUCAAUGGCUUUGCCCAGGACGACCUGCAGGGUCCAGACGGGAGGCUCCUGCCCACAGAGGCUGCCUUUGGGAACAGCUGGAAGGUCCCCGAGGGCCUGGGUCCUGGCCGGCCUUGUUCUGCAGGCCGAGAGGUGGACCCGUGCCAGGCAGCAGGCUACCGUGCCAGGCGUGAGGCCAAUGUCCGAUGUGGGGUCCUGAAGACCUCACCAUUUAGUCACUGCCAUGCCGUGGUACCACCCGAACCCUUCUUCGCUGCCUGUGUAUAUGACCUGUGUGCUUGUGGGCCAGGCUCCUCAGCUGACACCUGUCUCUGCGAUGCCCUGGACGCCUACGCUAGCCACUGUCGCCAGGCAGGGGUGACUCCUGUCUGGAGGGGCCCUACGCUCUGUGUGGUGGGCUGCCCUGUGGACCGCGGCUUUGUGUUUGAUGAGUGUGGACCACCGUGUCCCCGUACCUGUUUCAACCAGCACAUACCCCUAGGGGAGCUGGCAGCCCACUGUGUGAGGCCCUGCGUUCCAGGCUGCCAGUGUCCUGCAGGUCUCAUGGAGCACGAAGGCCACUGCAUCCCACCUGAGGCCUGCCCACCAGUCCUGCUUACUGGGGACUAACCAGCUCCACAAUGUCCAGUCCCAACCAGGAGUACCCUCUGGUCGCACACUGAGUUAAGGAUACCCUCAGCCAGGACUUAUCUGGCCAGAAGUCACCCCUCGGUGAGCAGAGACCUCCAGGCCAAGCCCUGGAGACAGUGCCUCGCUCAGGCAAUGGAACCCUGGGCCUGUCCUCCAGGCGGCCACAGUGUCAAAACACAAGAAUAAACUCCACACU
This is a messenger RNA of Acomys russatus (golden spiny mouse), 4648 nucleotides long. It is a transcript of the gene Kcp, whose product is annotated as kielin cysteine rich BMP regulator. The transcript is spliced from 34 exons. The record is from RefSeq and is a predicted model, not a curated record. Gene Ontology annotation, molecular function: protein binding. The coding region runs from base 1 to 4431 and encodes 1476 amino acids. Lineage: Eukaryota; Metazoa; Chordata; Mammalia; Rodentia; Muridae.